This is a messenger RNA of Rana temporaria (common frog), 1520 nucleotides long. Its product is annotated as prostaglandin reductase 1-like. The transcript is spliced from 11 exons. Lineage: Eukaryota; Metazoa; Chordata; Amphibia; Anura; Ranidae. Gene Ontology annotation, molecular function: 2-alkenal reductase [NAD(P)H] activity; 15-oxoprostaglandin 13-reductase [NAD(P)+] activity. Bases 164 to 1213 code for a protein of 349 amino acids. Gene Ontology annotation, biological process: prostaglandin metabolic process. Gene Ontology annotation, cellular component: cytoplasm. The record is from RefSeq and is a predicted model, not a curated record.
AGAAGGGGAGUAAAUACUGAUGAUCGUGAGCAAGAGGCGGUGGGAAGGAUAUUCUCAGGCUUGUAUAAUAGGGGACUAAACCCUCACUUCUGCAUCCUUACUUGCUCACUGACCAACAAGGAAAUCUAUUCACCAUACAGAAGCGUCCCUCAAGUCAGUAAUCAUGGCUGUAGCAAAGUCAUGGACAAUGGUGAAGCAUUUUGAUGGUGCUCCAAAACCUGAAGAUUUUAAGCUGGUUGAAAGGGAGCUUCCAGCACUUAAAGAUGGAGAAUUGUUGUUGGAAUCAGUGUUUUUCACUGUGGACCCAUACAUGAGGAUAUUCGGUAGCCAAAUAAUGAAGGAAGGAGACAUUACAAUAAGAGCCCAGGUUCCCAGGCUAUAUAGAAGAAGAAUGAUGAAGGAAGGGGACAUUAUGAUAGGAGCCCAGGUUGCCAGGGUAACAGAGAGUAAAAAUCCUGAGUUCCCAGUGGGAGGAUACUAUGUUGGACAUGGUGGAUGGACAACACACUUCAUAUCUGAUGGCAAAGUACUGCGUGCAUUACCCUCAAGCUGGCCUGAAUCUCUGUCUAAAUCACUGGCAAUUGGAGCCGCAGGCAUGUCUGGUCUGACAGCAUACUUUGGCUUGUUGGAAGUCUGCAGUCCCAAAGAAGGAGACGUGGUUCUUAUUAACAGCGCUGCUGGUGCUGUAGGUUCUCUAGUGGGACAGAUUGCAAAGAUGAAAGGCUGUAAAGUAGUCGGAUCUGCUGGCUCAGAUGAAAAAGUUUUGUAUUUAAAGGAAAUUGGCUUUGAUGAAGCUUUCAACUAUAAGACGGUGAGCUCACUUGAGGAGGCACUGAAGGCAGCAUCUCCGGAGGGAUACGACUGUUACUUUGACAAUGUUGGAGGAAAGUUUACAGAUGCUGCCUUGCAACAAAUGAAAGAUUUUGGAAGAAUUGCUGUAUGUGGUGCCAUUUCCAUGUACAAUGACUCAGUGAUUACUUCAGGACCUUACAUACAGCCAUAUAUUCUGUUCAAACAACUCCGAAUGGAAGGAUUUCUUUUGAGUCAAUGGGAGGACAGAUAUGAGGAAGGUCAUAAGCAACUCCUGCAGUGGGUUUUAGAGGGCAAAUUGAAAUAUAAUGAACACAUUACCAAUGGAUUUGAGAACAUGCCAGCGGGAUUCAUGGGAAUGCUCAAGGGAGAGAACAUUGGGAAAGCAAUUAUCAAAGUGUAGAUUUUCAUUUAUGGAAAAUAAAAAAACAUUGUAGCUACUUUUGCUGUCUUGGGGCCCCGAUAUCCUUUCUUGGGCCAGUCACUGAUCUACAAAGCAGAUGCCCUGGCCACUGACUGCAUGCUUUUUCUGGGUUUAUGACUCACUAAGAAUUAAAGCAAUGAUAAGAAUGACAUUCCUGAAAAAUGUAUCUUUAAAAACAAAUCGACAUUGACAGCCACCUUACCUUCACUAAAACAUAAUUGUUUUUGUCUUUGAAAAAAUAUCAUAUGUGCCUAAGCUUUUAUAAUAAAAUAACCAUCCAUUAAAA